Molecule: messenger RNA, 1235 nt
Organism: Saccostrea cuccullata (small rock oyster)
Lineage: Eukaryota; Metazoa; Mollusca; Bivalvia; Ostreida; Ostreidae
Exons: 6
Coding region: 371-1066 (231 amino acids)
Source: RefSeq, a predicted model, not a curated record
GUUUAAAAUUUUCAUUCUUCUCAUGCAUGAUUUUAAGAAUAGAAUAUAAUUCUUUGAUAAUGAUCCAGAAGCUUUCUUGAAUACAUGUAGACACGAUAAAACUUUGAUUUAGGAAUAUCUUCUGAGGAUUUUUCUACAUGAUGUUAAUAAAAUGUGUUUUAUACUAUACAAUAAUCCUUGGUUCACAAUGUAUACUAUUUACGGGUACACGUACAUGUGCAUACAUUGUGAUUUAUAUUUAGUAAAGGGCAUUUCCAAUUGCAUGUGCAUAGCAAGAGGAUUGAUUUUAUGUGUAAUAUUUUCCCGUAUAUUUUCAAAAGAAAAUACUUUUUAACUCUAUUUAUUCUUUUAACAAGCAUAAAAUACAUUGAUGAACAUCCAGAGGGCUUUCUGCUUGAUCUUUUUAGAUCUUGUUCUACAGACUGUCAAGCUGGCGACGAUGGCGUUCCAGAAUUGUCCCGCUUCGAAGUUGACAAUUUCCUACACCAAAUGUCCAAGCACGCAUGAGGAGUGGAUGUUUGCAGUCAGACGAAAAAAUUGCUCAAGCAUUUCUCAAAACUGUACUAGUCCAGAAAAUUUCAGAUAUCAUUGUGUUUCAAACGCCUUUAUGAAUGAAACUAUUGAAGUGUGUGCUCCUGGAUUAUUUCUUUUAGGAUUUUGUCCAGAAUAUAACUUCCGCGGAGAACGAAUACAAGAUAACUAUAACGCUGACUGUAAACAAUUUGCAAAACCUUGCCCAAACAGAUACGAAUCUUGGAAGUCCUACAAAUUUUCAGAAUGUCUUAAUUUGAAGAACGCUUUUCACAGCAAAAUAUCUGCAUUAUCGAACAAAACUUCAGUUUUUGGUUCUGUCAGGAAAAAAAUUAAUAGUCACGAAUCAUUUUGUUGCAGUGAUGACAACUCUACAGUCUUGAUAACAUGCCUGGUUGGUUUACUCACAGUACUUAUAGUUUCAGCUUUUAUAUUCGUUUGUAUCUAUAGAAGAAAACGAAGAAAGCCAGAAAUAAAUUUCCACGAGGAAGAGGGGGUACUUUGUCAAGUCGGACCUAAAGAGAAUGCUUCUUAAUUACAGACUUUAGCUGAGAUUGGAAAUUGUUAAACUUUCAUUGAAAAGGCAUCUUAUCUAAUUUCAUAAUAUCAGUAUUGAUGACAAAAAAAUUAAAGAACCUAUUUUAUGGACAAUUAAUAUUUUAAAAGACGUGAACCACAUUUUUGAUAAAGAACAUUUAUGUCUU